Molecule: messenger RNA, 450 nt
Organism: Aspergillus bombycis
Lineage: Eukaryota; Fungi; Ascomycota; Eurotiomycetes; Eurotiales; Aspergillaceae
Exons: 2
Coding region: 1-450 (149 amino acids)
Source: RefSeq, a predicted model, not a curated record
AUGGCUCCUUCAGAGUACACUAUCAGACUGCAGAAGGGUAUCCAAGGAGGUUUCGCACCCCCCACUCCAUCUGCGAUUCUGACCUUGGUCAAAAGCGCCGAGAGCUCGAAUAUUAUCGUCAGCCAAGCUACCCGGCCAGAUGGUCAGCCGGGGAUUCAACAGCAACCUGAGAAAGCCCUCGACGCGUCAGAUGGAGAUGUAGAGAGUCUUGUAACUGAGCUUUAUGGGAUUCUGAAAGACUUGCCAAUGGAGGAUCCGGCGGGGUCGGAGGAUAUCUAUCAACUGGACACUUCUAUUACCUGGGGCAGUGAUGAUCUCGAAUGGUAUAAUGGUGGGCCGCAAGGGUGUGGGGGAGACCAGAGCGAUAUCCAACCUUCUAAGGCGCAGCAGGCUAAGUUCAGGAGGGCUGUUGAUGUUGUGUGGGAGUUGGUGGGUAUGGGGAACGCCUAA